Messenger RNA from Brassica rapa (field mustard), 3958 nucleotides. RefSeq names its product abscisic acid receptor PYL9. The record is from RefSeq and is a predicted model, not a curated record. Gene Ontology annotation, molecular function: signaling receptor activity; abscisic acid binding; protein phosphatase inhibitor activity. Lineage: Eukaryota; Viridiplantae; Streptophyta; Magnoliopsida; Brassicales; Brassicaceae. Gene Ontology annotation, cellular component: cytoplasm; nucleus. Gene Ontology annotation, biological process: abscisic acid-activated signaling pathway.
AACCUCUUAUCUCUUUGGUUGAUUUAAUUUUGAUGUGUAUAUAUGCAUAUAACAGGUGUCGCUUUCGUUCUGCAGACAUAAUUUCUUAUAAGUGUGUAAUGAUUAUGAAAUGUUGUGUGUUUCUUGAUUAAUCAGAUGAGAAAUUAUGAUAUUGGUUAGGAUUAGUUUGAUUUUUCUCUUAUACGCAUGAUUUUUGUCCAAAAAAACACAAGCAUGAUUUAUUUAAUGGGCCUACCUAACGACAUAUUUGAGUUUAAUAUUGGGAUUAGUUGUUUCUUCCUAGCAAGCCCAUGAAUAUUUUAACGGCUUUACAACCUUUUUAUUAACUCGAUUUGUCGUCACCACAAGAAAUGUAUACAACUUUUUUAUUAACUUGUUUAGUCCUCACUAGCGGCAUUGCGCUCUUUCCAUAUGGAGUACAUCGAAGCUUGGUAAAAGAGUCUACAGAUGAGCGUUAUGUGUUGGUCCGUUGAAGGCCGAGCAAGCCACUCCAAAAUGGCUUCAAAGGACUGAGGAGGGUGGAGAUUAACCCGAUUGAUAAAGUGUUGCCAAACAGAGGAGCUGAAAGAACACUGAACGAAGAGGUGUUCCCUAGAUUCAGCGCAAUUGGCACAAAGGACACAGGAAGCAGGUACGUCAAGCCCCCAUUGUCUCAUCCUAUCUCUAGUUGCCAGACGAUGUCGGACAUUAACCCAUGUGAAGAAGGCGUGCUACGGAAUGUGAUCUCAUGAACCAGACUUGUCUAAGCCAUGUCACCUCUGGACCAGGAGGAUAGAGAUGAUUCCAAGUACUUGCAUGUAUGUUAGCAAAGACACAUCCAAAUAUUUCUAACAUCCAUAUAAGUUAAACAUGCAAUGCAGAUUGGUACGUGAAAGUCCUUAGACUUGUUUUUGUUGAGACAAGGAGUCGCGCAUGGAACGAUCCGUUCAAAAGUUUGAGGAUGAGAGCAACAAAGUCAGGGUAAUUACACGAGAAAGCUCGUGGGACGAUAUCUCUAUGCAUCAUCAUCACACAGUGAACAUGUCUCUCGUCAAGACCAAGCUCCUCCAAAAUCUUUUCACCACCACAAGAUACAAACGGUGAACCAAACGUGACCACAUGUUUCAUGGCUUUAAAACUAAUUAACGAGUUCAUGAGCAGCACAUCAGGUUCAUUAUUAACGAGAGUUACCUUCAAGAGAGUGACGUGAAACUGAAACUUAGCUCUAUAGCCGUGUUCGAGACAAAUGCUCGAUUAUUUCGGGUAGAAACUGUUCGUAUAUUCCUUUUGUUGCCUCUCAUAGAUUCCUCUGUGGACUUAAGGGCAUCUUUAACCUUUAUGGAGGGGGUGUUUAACAAAAAAUAAUAUAAUAUUAGGUGGAUCUCAGGGUGGGAUCCACAGAAUUUUAGCAUCAAUUCUUCUGCAGCUUAUUUAAGCACCGCUGUUUGUACUUUUCGCGGACUAAACUGACACGUAAUCGUGGAGAUGUAUCGGUCCGCGAGUGGUCUAUUUUUAAUUUAUUUUAAUCAAUAAUAAAGAAAAUAAAAAAAAAUUUAAGCACUCCAUUAUGGGUUGUUAGGUUAAUGGUGUUCUAGAGCGUGAUUAUUGGGGAUUUUUAAGGUGGAGUUCUUAACGAAAUAUAAGAACACGUCUCUUAACUUUUAACUAAAAAAAAGUUAAGAACCAGCUCUUAAAUAAGUUAAGAGACCGUUUCUUAUAUUUCGGUAAGAACUUCACUCUAAGAACCCAAAAUAAUCAUGUUAACCCAAGUGCUUAUGAGAGGAGGUGUUUAAUAAAAAAUAAUAUAAUAAUAGGUUAUGACCUAUAAAAUUUUAAGCACCAGCUCUUCUGCAGCCUAUUUAAGCACAGCUGCUUGGACUGUUCGCGAUCCCACUGACAUGUGGUGGUCCGCAAUUGAUCUAUUUUUUUUAUUAUUUUUUAUCAAAAAAAAAAGUUUUAAGCACUCCAUUGUGGGUUGUUAAUGGUGUUCUAAUGCCUCUUAGUAAAAACCAAACCUAAGAGCACCCUUUUAUCGGUUAAAAGUGCAGUUGAUUUAAGCAAUUAAAUUUUAUUUAUUUUUCAUUAACCAAUAUGAAAGUGACACUUGGUUAAUGGAGUUUCUCCUAAUGUUCCUAAACAUCUAAUUUGAGAACCGUAUUUGACUGUCUUUCUAUCUUUUUACCUUUUUUGAUUAUUUUUCAUCUUGAAAACUUAUCUUAGACACCUCCAUCUAAAUAACCAAAUUGAACCAUAAAUGGCCAUCCCUAACAUAAUUCACUAUCUUUACCUCAAACUUAGUUGGCCCGAAGAAGAGGUUUUCUUUAAAGAAUCAGAUCCCUAAUUAUAACAUCGAUGACCACACUAAAGAGAUUAUAAUCUGAGAAAACAGAGGAUUUCAUUGAGAGCCCAUGCCGAUUGACUUUUCUUUGUAAAAAGUACUAAAAAGUCAAAUGGUCAAUAAAUAUUUGAAUUUAGAUAUGAUAUGUCAUACACUCAUACUCAUUUAAAAUGUACUAUCUAUUAUUGUUAAGAAAAUAGUUUGGAAAACUCUAGAUUGGAAGCUUUAGAUGACAGUGACAAAUUUAUAAAGCCCUGAACUAAAAACAGUCAACAAUGCUCUAUAUGCAUGAUUUAAUUUGAGAGAAAGUUAGGUUUACGCUUAUUAUACAAUUAUCUGAAAAUGAUGUACAUCGCAUUGUAUAUGAACACUUUGAAGGGCCAACACUAACAAAAGAACACAUACCUAACUCACCGGGAAUAAUAAAUAACAUAACAUUGAUCUUCAUAAGAUUUGUUUCAUCAACAUAUUCAUAUGUAAAAUCGAAUAUGCGAAUAGGCGAAUAGUAAUAAUAACUAAUUACAUGUCACUGGACCCAUAAUAAUAAAUAAAAAACAAAAAAAAGUAGAGGGGAUAUAUAAUGAAGCUGACGUUAAUCCUCUGUACAUUGCACCAAACUCUCUGCAACUUGUAACCCCAUCCUUAUCUCAUCAACCUCUUCUUCUUCGUCAAGUCUCUCGAAUCAUCGAGAAUCUUUUUUAUAUUCUCUUUCUUUUGGUGUUAUACAAAGAGAUUCCUAAGAACAUUAAAGAAAAAAAAAACAGAGAACAAUUUUCUAUAAACGAGAAUCAUCUAUAUAAAACAUGAACUCCACGAUAGCUGCGGGAGACGGAGAUGUUUCGGGUGGCGCGGCGGAGUUUAUUCAGAUUAGAUUGAAUCAUAGACACGAUCCUAAGGAGAACCAGUGUUCUUCGGUUCUCGUUAAGUAUAUCAAAGCGCCUGUCCAUCUGGUUUGGUCUCUGGUGAGGAGAUUCGAUCAGCCACAGAUAUACAAGCCUUUUGUCAGCAGGUGUGUAAUGAAAGGUGACGUUGGAAUUGGCUGUGUUCGAGAGGUGAACGUUAGAUCUGGCCUCCCAGCUACUACUAGCACCGAGAGAUUGGAGUUCUUUGACGAUAACGAACACAUUCUUGGUAUCAAAAUCCUGGGUGGUGAUCACAGGCUUAAGAACUACUCAUCAGUGGUUACAGUACACCCAGAGAUAAUAGAUGAGAAAGCGGGGACAAUGGUAAUAGAGUCAUUUGUGGUGGAUGUACCAGAAGGGAACACCAAAGACGAGACUUGUUACUUUGUGGAAGCACUUAUACGAUGCAAUCUCAAAUCUCUGUCUAGUGUUUGCGAAAGAAUGGCUGCUCAGAACAUGACAUGAGUUAUGGACUGGUACUUAGUGUUCGUCCUCAAAUUGUAGGAUCGUAUAUAGCAACACUGGUAGGCGAAACUGAUCACGUGAAAUACAUGCUCUCUGGAUUAUAGACAGAGAUUCCUCUAGUACUCAUUUGGGACUGAUUAUGUGUGUGUGGUUGUAUAAGUUAUAAACUGCAGCUCUAUAUUUUUUUAGUCAGGGCAGGAAUGUAGUUUUACCUUUCAGUCAAGUUUCUAUUUGUGAAAUAUAUGGACCACCAAAAAGUGAGUUAGAUUUAAAA